AUGGAACGUGCCUGGAAGUACUUUGUGACCUUCACCAACCGCGGUGAGGAGACGGUGCAGAUGCUUACGCGGCACUGGGUCUUUGUGGAUGCGCUGGGCCGCCUGUCAGCGGAGGUCAUGGGUCCAGGUGCCCGCGGCGUGACGCCUGUGCUGCCGCCCGGGGGCGAGUGGACCUACGAGAGUGGCACCAGCCUGAACACGCCCUUCGGCAGCAUGCAUGGCAGCUUCCAAUUCGAGAUCCUCCGGGGCCGCGGCCGCUCCUUCGGCGCCCGCGUGGCGCGCCUGGCGCUCUCGGAUUCUGCCCGGGCGCAACAGGUUCCCUGCAUCGACGAGGCGCAGGAAGGUAUGCUGCCUUUGACCAGCGUACUGGCAGUGGAGAGGGUGAUCUUGGGGGGCCACAGCAAGUUCACGUUGAGGAAGGACGGCAAGUACUACUUCGCCUACGACGUGCAGUUCAACAACGCCCGCGACACGGAGAUCGAGGUGGUUGGACACCUCUGGGAAGUGGUGGAUGCUCAAGGGCAGCGCCACGUUGUGGCCGAGGGCGAUGGUGUGGGAGGCCGCUUCCGAGGCGCCUCGCGGGCGCUGGCGCCGGGGGAUGCCUUCCGCAGCCAGGGGCAGGUCUUCGCGGCCACGGCGCUGGGCAAUGCCCAGGGCACCUACCGGGUGCUGAUCCACGAACAGGGCCAGAAGAUCGAGAUCGAGGCGCGCACAGACUUCAUGGGCCUCUCUGCGGACAAGGACGUGUCACACGUGCCAAACUUUGUGGCCGAUCCAGACUUUCGGUGA
Messenger RNA from Effrenium voratum, 789 nucleotides. Lineage: Eukaryota; Dinophyceae; Suessiales; Symbiodiniaceae. The record is from the annotation of a GenBank genome assembly.